Hibiscus syriacus is the source of this 903-nucleotide messenger RNA. RefSeq lists its product as uncharacterized. The transcript has 2 exons. The coding region runs from base 189 to 806 and encodes 205 amino acids. Lineage: Eukaryota; Viridiplantae; Streptophyta; Magnoliopsida; Malvales; Malvaceae. The record is from RefSeq and is a predicted model, not a curated record.
GACAGGGACGGAUCUGAUUUUAAGUGAGGGACGACCAACUUAUAAAAUUUUAACUAUCCCUGUUUAUGCUUUGAUUCUAUUGCACGAAGAAACAAAUUGUAAACUAUGAAAUUAAACCCUACAUUUCAAAAUGUUGUUUUUGAGAUUGUUGACAAACCAGUGAUGAACUGUGGUUCACCUUCAACAAGAUGAAUGGAUUCUCCACCGUGGACGGCUUCGUGGAGAUGACCAAAUCCCUGGCAGAGAUGAUCAAGUACAUCGCGAAUGAACCGACGCUCGGUCUUUUGUAUGUUCAAAAGCACACGCACGAUGCGGUUCCUAACGUUGUUGAUCUCAGUAAUCGGGUCACGGAGAAGUCCCGGGAAGCGAGUUUGCAUUCGGAGGACUUGGAAGAUUCGAUCACCAUGGUGAGGUCAAUGAAGGAAUGUGGCAUCCCCAUUGUCGACGAGAUGAUCAAGGACUUUGAGAAUUCGCUAAUGUUAAUAUCAUCGGAUGAGAAACUGAAGCAAGGAUUGGUCGAUAGCCUUGAUUCGGGAUUUACCAUAACAAGAACUAGAUCUUGGGGACCGAUAUCAUGGAGUUAUGGAUCCAUAGAUGUCCGGCAGCAGGAUGGAAGUCACUAUUUUUCGACCAUAUUCAAGUCGGCGAGAGAGAAGGCGAGCAGUUUUAAGUGGUUCCAAGUCGAGUCCAAGGAACCAAUAACAACUGAGCCCCAAAACCUGGUUCAAUGUCAACCGGCAGAUAAACUCCAUGAAGAAGUGAAGGAUGGAACUGAAGACAACGUCAAACUGUCCGGUGAUAUUUGAUUGUUUGUGUCGGAAAAAUACGAUGAAUUCAAGGCGGAUAAAGAAUCGAAAUUGGAACGAUGGUUGGAAGGAAGUGAAGGCAAAAUGGAUACAAGCA